Messenger RNA from Aureobasidium subglaciale EXF-2481, 502 nucleotides. RefSeq lists its product as uncharacterized. Lineage: Eukaryota; Fungi; Ascomycota; Dothideomycetes; Dothideales; Saccotheciaceae. The record is from RefSeq and is a predicted model, not a curated record. The transcript is spliced from 6 exons. The coding region runs from base 40 to 456 and encodes 138 amino acids. Gene Ontology annotation, biological process: fatty acid biosynthetic process. Gene Ontology annotation, cellular component: mitochondrion. Gene Ontology annotation, molecular function: acyl carrier activity; acyl binding.
CAGUCGAUAUCUCUCUCACAACCACCACAGCCCCUCACCAUGUUCCGCCUCGCCGUCGCCAGAUCUGCCAGAUGCCUUGCCCAGGCCGCUCCUAGAGUCCAGGCCCCCGUCACCCGCCGCGUCGCUCCCUCAUUCUUGCCUUCGACCACCGCCGCUCCCUCGACCUUUGUUUCCGCCAUCAGAUGCUACUCGGCACACGCCGGUCUCUCAAAAGAUGAGGUCCAGGGCCGUAUCCUCGACCUGUUGAAGAACUUCGACAAAGUCUCGGACGCCUCCAAGCUCUCUGCUCAGUCACACUUCACCAACGACCUCGGUCUCGACUCCCUGGACACCGUCGAGGUCGUCAUGGCCAUUGAGGAGGAAUUCAGCAUCGAGAUCCCCGACAAGGAGGCCGACGCCAUCCACAGCGUAAACCAAGCUGUUGAGUACAUCCUUAGCCAGCCCGAUGCUCACUAGAUGCGCCACAAAAAAGUGCAUGGAAUGGAAUGUUUUUAAGAAAUCC